AUGCCGCGCGCGAAGCGCCGGCCGGCGCCGGUAGGUGUAUCGAGUUCGAGCGUAUCAGGUGCUAGCUCGGACCCGAAGACUUUAGUGGAUGAGGACGCGUUUUUCAUCGCGGCCCACCCGCCGCGGCCACCGCCGGUCGAAGAGGAGGACGCCGUGGCAUCCUCCUCCACGCCUCAGCCUACGAGCCAGGACCCCAGCCCCCGCAAGAAGAAGCGCAGGCAGCUGCCCGAGUGGGUCGCACAGAGUGUGUCGAGCGACGAUAGAUUGGGUUCUCCAGCGCAGGAAGCCGACGCUGCGGCACCUAUGCCUCCUCCGCGUGAGCGCAGCGUGAGCGUCACGCCGCCGCCCGAGCUAGACGAAGAGAUGCUUGAGUUUGCACGUCAGGCCGUUGAGAAGGUGAUGCGGAGGAGCGCCGAUGGAACUGUCCGACACGCCGACAAGGACCUGGAUUUGGCGCCUACGAGUGACGAUGUGUCGCUCGAUCUGAAUGCCGAUUUGGCGCGCUACUAUAAAGGCCCAAACGCCCAACAGCUGCGUGAGCGUGCUAUUGCGCGUGAGCGUGAAAUGCAGGCGCAGCGGCAGCGCCGGAACGAAGAGGCAGUGGUCACUGAGCUCCUCGACCAGGACGAGGCAGACGAGGCGCCGCCAACGACGCAAGUCAUCACGAUUGACGACUCUUCGGACGACGAACUUGCAGUUCCGGACGAGUCCUCUGAGGCGCCGCCGCCCGCCGAGGAGACGCAUGAUACCGAAAAUACAAUGUCUCUCCUACUUCGUGCCGUGAAAGGCGAGCCACUGCCGGUCAAAGUCCGUCCCACGACCAAGUUCUCGACGAUCUUGGGCCAUUUCGUGCAGACCUAUGCGUCGCUGCUCGCGCCGAACGAGCAGCAAAAGGCCUACCUUAGUUUCGAGGGCGAGCGUCUCGCACCUAUCGCGUCAGUAGAAGACAACGAGCUGGAAGACGGCGACCAGCUCGAGGUGAUGUGGUAA
Molecule: messenger RNA, 990 nt
Organism: Malassezia japonica
Lineage: Eukaryota; Fungi; Basidiomycota; Malasseziomycetes; Malasseziales; Malasseziaceae
Exons: 2
Coding region: 1-990 (329 amino acids)
Source: RefSeq, a predicted model, not a curated record